CUCUCUCUCUCUCUCUCUCUCUUGUUUUGGGGGGAGAAGAAAGAACAAGUCUAUCUCAACUUCUUCUGGUACUGCUUCUGUCCACAACUACCACCGGGCCUUAUCCGUCAUCAAUUUGACGCCUCCCGUUCUCUUUUUGGAGUUGAAUUAGGGUUUCGCAGGUUCCUCGGAACCCUUGCGUUCGUGAAGUUCCGGUGAUAAUCGGACAUCCUUUCGUUCAAGAUUCGAACUCUGUUGUGUUGUUUUGGCCGUUUGAGCGGCGAUCGAAAGAUGCGAUUUUUGUGUUAGUUUGGUGGGAAACGUAUGUUUGUGUAGCUUUCUUGUGAAGCAAUGGCGUCUCCUGCUUCCCUUGCGUCGCUGGGAAGCGCGAGGCCCGUCUCCUCCCCGGGUGUCUUCGAGGUCUCUUCCUCGGCUGUCACUGUUCGGAGGAUUCAUGUCGUUUCUAGUAUUAGAUUUAGUAGCUUCUACGGGUCGAUGCAGUGGCGUGUUGCUCGAGGUCGAUUUUGUAAGUGUAUGGUGACCACCAAUUUGAUCGAGGAGAGGGGAAUUCCGGUCUCUUCCGAGUCCACAUUCAAGGUUAGUAAUAGCAGUGUUAGCAGAAACGAUGAUGCCGAUCUCAUCCUCAAGCCUCCUCCGAAGCCGGUGCUCAGAGCGCCCCCCAAUGGUCAAUUAGAUCCUUCGAACUCGGCCUCCUCUAAUUGGUCAUCCGACAAGGCUGUUCGUGAGAAGCCGGCGGCUCCAAUGGAAGACGGCGAGGAAAUGAUGGAAUCCCUUGGUGAGGUUUUAGAUAAGGUGGAAAAACUUGAAACUGCGAAUGCGGUCAAAUUUGGUGGCAAAGAUAUCAGGGACACUGGUGUGUCCAAUGGCAGCUCCAAAUCAGGUAGGCCGGCGAAUGCAACUUUGGCUACAAGGAAUUCGAAGACAACUAAGAGUGUUUGGCGGAGGGGGAACCCUGUGGCUAGUGUGCAAAACGCAGUUAAAGAACCAGCAAAGGUCAAGGAGGAAGAGGAGAAAAAUUCCUCUACAACCACAGUGACAAAUGCGUUGGGAGCUCCUCCGAUUGCACCUUUGAAGCCUCAGAUGCCUUCACCAGCCAGGCCAAAGUUGCAAGCAAAGCCUCCAGUUGCUCCACCUACCAUUCCUGCAGCCAAGACGCCUGAUGUCCAGAGGGAAAGGAAACCGAUUCUUAUAGAUAAAUUUUCAUCCAAGAAACCAGGUAUUGAUCCAAUUGCCGCUGAGGCGAUACUAGCAACCCCUUUGAAACCAGCAAAAGGGCCCCCACCAACCAAAGCCAAAGAUGAUCGCCGUAAGAAAUCAAGUUCCACGGGAAGUUUGCGCAGACGUAUGGUGGAUGAUGGGAAGAUAUCCGAGGAGGAAGCCUCGGAGCUUAACGUGCCGAUCCCCGGGGUUACAGAGCCAAGGAAAGGAAGGAAAUGGAGUAAAGCAAGCCGUAAAGCUGCAAGACUGCAAGCAGCUAAAGCCGCAGAACCUGUUAAAGUCGAGAUCCUUGAGGUGGGUAAAGAAGGCAUGUUGACUGAGGAGUUGGCAUAUAACUUGGCUGUCAGCGGAGCAGAUAUUCUUGCAUUUUUGUACACAAGGGGAGUUAGGCCUAAUGCAGUCCAGACGCUUGAUAAAGACAUUGUCAAGAUGAUAUGCAAAGAAUAUGAUGUGGAAGUAAUCGAAGUUGAUCCAGUUAGAGUGGAAGAGAUGGCAAAGAAGAAGGAAGUUCUCGAUGAAGAGGACUUGGACAUGUUAGAAGACAGGCCUCCUGUUAUUACAAUCAUGGGGCAUGUGGAUCAUGGAAAGACGACACUACUGGACUAUAUUCGAAAGAGCAGGGUGGUAGCAUCAGAGGCAGGUGGAAUAACUCAAGGUAUCGGAGCAUACAAGGUUCUUGUGCCAGUCGAUGGAAAGCCUCGACCAUGCGUCUUUCUUGAUACCCCAGGGCACGAGGCUUUUGGUGCAAUGAGGGCACGUGGAGCGAGAGUGACUGACAUUGUCAUCAUUGUAGUGGCUGCUGAUGAUGGAGUCCGCCCACAGACUAAUGAAGCAAUAGCUCAUGCAAAGGCAGCUGGGGUGCCUAUUGUCAUUGCUAUCAAUAAGAUAGAUAAGGAUGGAGCAAAUCCUGAAAGAGCUAUGCAAGAGCUUUCUUCUGUUGGCCUUAUGCCAGAAUUAUGGGGCGGUGACAUCCCUAUGGUUCAGAUCAGUGCUCUUAAGGGAGAGAAUGUUGAUGAACUGUUGGAAACUGUGAUGCUUGUGGCAGAGCUGCAAGAAUUGAAAGCCAACCCAAAAAGAAAUGCUAAAGGCACUGUCAUAGAAGCAGGUCUGGAUAAAGCAAAGGGAGCCAUUGCUACACUUAUUGUGCAAAAUGGAACCCUUAGGAAGGGUGAUGUUGUUGUGUGUGGUGCAGCUUUUGGAAAGGUGCGUGCUAUGUUUGAUGACAGAGGAGGUCGUGUUGAUGAAGUGGGACCAUCAAUGGCUGUGCAGGUCAUUGGUCUCGGUAGUGUUCCUAUUGCUGGUGAUGAAUUUGAGGUUGUUGAAUCCCUCGAUGUUGCACGUCAAACGGCAGAAGCAUGUGCAGAAUCAUUACAGGCUGCACGGAUAUCUGCUAAGGCAGGGGAAACGAAGGUCACCCUGUCUUCCAUUGCUUCUGCUGUUGCAUCAGGAAAGCAGUCUGGUUUAGAUGUGCACCGGUUGAAUAUUAUUCUAAAGGUUGAUGUUCAGGGUUCAAUUGAAGCUAUCAGACAAGCUCUUCAAGUGCUCCCUCGAGAUAAUGUCAAUUUGAAGUUCCUCCUCCAAGCUCCAGGGGAGGUUAGCACAAGUGAUGUUGAUCUGGCUGUCGCUUCUGAGGCCAUUAUAUUUGGUUUCAAUGUGAAAGCUCCUGGUUCAGUUAAGAGUUAUGCAGACAAAAAGAACGUUGAGAUACGGCUAUAUAGAGUCAUAUAUGACCUUAUUGAUGACAUGAGGAACGCAAUGGAAGGGCUUCUAGAGCCUGUUGAGGAACAAGUCCCAAUAGGAACAGCAGAUGUUCGAGCAACAUUUGGUAGUGGUAGCGGACGUGUUGCUGGAUGCAUGGUCACCGAAGGAAAGGUGGUGAAAGACUGUGGUGUUCGGGUUGUUCGAAACGGGAAGACAGUUCAUACUGGCACAAUUGAUUCUCUUCGACGGGUGAAGGAAGAAGUAAAGGAGGUUGGUGCUGGGCUCGAGUGUGGUAUUGGUGUUAAUGAUUUUGAUGAUUGGGAAGCUGGAGAUGUUAUUGAGGCCUUCAAUACAGUGAAAAAGCGACGGACACUUGAAGAAGCAUCGGCCACAGUCACAGCUGCAUUAGUUGGAGCUGGAAUUGAGCUGUGAAGCAGGAAAAGACGGCUACAACCGGUCGAGGGUUGAGCAAGCGAUGUGCGGUGGAUCUGAUAUUCUCAAAUUGUGGUGUCCUGUAAAAGCAUCCAACGGGUGGUGGUUCAAAACAACUUCAGACGACUAAUUAAGCUUUGGGUAGGUUCGAUUACUCAUCACAUCUUCAUUUGAUCUUGGAAGAUGCUCGGGUCAUCUGCCAUAUAAGCUAUUGUAAAAUGAAUCUCAGUUGUCUUUUUUCCCCCUUUUUUUUGUUUUGUAGAGAAGGGCACUUCACUUUUUAGUGAUUCAAUUACUUGUAACAGAUAUAGUCGGAACACAGUUUUAUCUUUUUAUAAUUCAAUUGCCCUCUCACGACAAGUCAACGCUGUCCUGAGUUUAUUUGAUGCCCGGUGUAUGAAACCGUACCUAAAGGGAAAAUAAUGUCAUAAUGCCUAUAUUUUUGC
Musa acuminata subsp. malaccensis (wild Malaysian banana) is the source of this 3797-nucleotide messenger RNA. RefSeq names its product translation initiation factor IF-2, chloroplastic. Gene Ontology annotation, biological process: translational initiation. Lineage: Eukaryota; Viridiplantae; Streptophyta; Magnoliopsida; Zingiberales; Musaceae. The record is from RefSeq and is a predicted model, not a curated record. Gene Ontology annotation, molecular function: translation initiation factor activity; GTP binding; GTPase activity. Gene Ontology annotation, cellular component: cytoplasm.